AUGCAUCGUCUUUUUGCUGAGCUGGAGCCAUCUUUAACCGUCACAGAGCAAAACCUGGCAGACCGAGUUCGGUAUAUCUUGCGCUCAAAUAUAUUUGAUGUCGCCGAACUCGAACGCCUACGACGUGAGGCUGUUCCCUCGUCGGAUGAGAAUGCUACGGCUGAGGAUGCGGCGCCACAAAUGGUAAAGCAACCCGCAAACGUGGAUGCCGCCGUGAAUACCCCAGUUGUGGUUGAUUCAAACGAUGAUGGAACAGUCGCCCAGGAACUGGAAUUAGAGCAUAUGAGGAGUACAUUGGAAGAGGCGAUUGUGGAAACGCGCAGUACGCCUCUCGAAAAUCGACCGCGACUUCCCCCGCAUAGCCCUAAGCAAGCGGAAUCGGGCUGUCGUGAGGGCUCUGAACCCAAUGCUGGUGACCUAUUUGGAAGCCAGUCGGGACCUUUGCGAGACGGACUCAAUUCUUUUUGGCGCCGCGCUGGCAGUCUGCCGUAUCAUAGGCGCCAAGGUUUCCACGGCUGGACGCGCUACUGGCCAUAG
Parnassius apollo (apollo) is the source of this 537-nucleotide messenger RNA. NCBI's taxonomy places the organism in Eukaryota, Metazoa, Arthropoda, Insecta, Lepidoptera, Papilionidae. The record is from the annotation of a GenBank genome assembly.